Cetraspora pellucida is the source of this 254-nucleotide messenger RNA. Lineage: Eukaryota; Fungi; Glomeromycota; Glomeromycetes; Diversisporales; Gigasporaceae. The record is from the annotation of a GenBank genome assembly.
AAAAUAAUAAUAUUAAGUUGUCAGUUGCUGAUUUGGACUCAUCAGUUCUGCCUCAGAUUAACAAGUUUCUUGAACUUAAUAACUUGUAUAUUCCUACUGUAGAAGAAUUAAGUGAUACUAAAAUUGUUAAGUUAGUAAUAGCAGAACAGCAGCAUAAAGAACAUAAUUCAAAUAAUUUAGAUAAAGAGCCUUUAACAAUUCCAGCUUCAAAAGGAUUAGUGGAUCUAAAAAAAUUUUUGGAGUUUUUUGAGUAA